Artibeus jamaicensis (Jamaican fruit-eating bat) is the source of this 3775-nucleotide messenger RNA. Its product is annotated as sialic acid-binding Ig-like lectin 8. The transcript has 17 exons. Gene Ontology annotation, biological process: cell adhesion. Gene Ontology annotation, molecular function: sialic acid binding. The record is from RefSeq and is a predicted model, not a curated record. The coding region runs from base 57 to 2738 and encodes 893 amino acids. Gene Ontology annotation, cellular component: plasma membrane. Lineage: Eukaryota; Metazoa; Chordata; Mammalia; Chiroptera; Phyllostomidae.
GUUCCUCCUCUGUGGACAAGGAGGCCCCAUGUUCCUCCUCAGCUUCUGUGGUCACCAUGCACCCUCCUCCUGCUGUCUUCCUCCUUUUCACACACACAGGCACCCAGACACCUCCAGAGAUGCUGCUGCUGCUGCUGCUGCUGCCGCUGCCCCUGCUGUGGGCAGGGUCCCUGGCUCAGAAGCCCGAAUACAUGCUGCAAGUACAGGAGUUGGUGACAGUGCAGGAGGGCCUGUGUGUCUUCGUGCCCUGCAGUGUGUCCUACCCCCAGGAAGGCUGGACUGAGGCUGACCCAGCUUAUGGCUUCUGGUUCCUGGAAGGAGCUCAUACAACCAAGGAUGCUCCAGUGGCCACAAACAAACAAGAUCGUGAAGUGCAGAAGGAGACCCAGGGCCGAUUCCUCCUCAUUGGGGAUCCUGCAGCCCACAACUGCUCCCUGGACAUCAGAGACGCCAGGAAGACAGAUGAUGGGUCGUACUUUUUUCGGGUGGAGAGAGGAACUACGCUAAAAUAUUCCUUCACACGGAAAAAACUCACCGUGCGUGUGACGGCCUUGACCCACACACCUGACAUCCUCAUCCCAGGAACCCUGGAGUCUGGCCGCCCCACAGACCUGACCUGCUCUGUGCCCUGGGCCUGUGAGCGGGGCACGCCCCCCCUCUUCUCCUGGACAUCAACUACUCACCCUUCCCUGGUCCCCAUGACCCACAACUCCUCAGUGCUCACCCUCACCCCACGGCCCCAGGACAAUGGUGCCACCCUGACCUGUGAGGUGACCUUGCUUGGUGCCAGAGUGACCAUGAAGACAAUCCACCUCAAUGUGUCCUAUUCUCCACAGAACAUGACUGUAACUUUCCUCCGAGGAAAUGACUCAGCACCCAGAGUCCUGGAGGAUGGUUCAUCUGUUGAAGUCAUGGAGGGUGACUACUUGCGUCUGGUCUGUGAAGCUGACAGCAACCCCCCUGCCCGGUUGAGCUGGACACAAAAGAACUGGAUCCGGAGCUCCCCCAAGCCUGGGGUCCUGGAGCUGCCCAGAGUGCAGGCUGGAGAUGAAGGGAAAUUCUCCUGUCAGGCUGAGAACCCUCAGGGCUCCCUGCACCUCUCUGUGAACCUCCUUCUGACCAGAAAAUCAGGGCCUAUGGCAGUGGUGGUACUGGUGGCCACUGUGGAAGCUGUUGUGAAGAUACUGCUCCUCCUCCUCUGCUUCAUCGUCCUCAUGGUCAGGUACCACUUGAUGAAGCCACCCGUCCUACACAACCGGAAGUGUCAGAUCAAAGAGGUGGAGCCAGAAGGCUUCCCAGAUCUGAUGGCCUGCACCCAGACACCUCCAGAGAUGCUGCUGCCGCUGCUGCUGCCACUGCUGCUGCCACCCCUGCUGCCGCCCCUGCUGUGGGCAGGGUCCCUGGCUCAGAAGCCCGAAUACAUGCUGCAAGUACAGGAGUUGGUGACAGUGCAGGAGGGCCUGUGUGUCUUCGUGCCCUGCAGUGUGUCCUACCCCCAGGAAGGCUGGACUGAGGCUGACCCAGCUUAUGGCUUCUGGUUCCUGGAAGGAGCUCAUGUACACAACGAUGCUCCAGUGGCCACGAACAAACAAGAUCGUGAAGUGCAGAAGGAGACCCAGGGCCGAUUCCUCCUCACUGGGGAUCCUGGGAACCACAACUGCUCCCUGGACAUCAGACACGCCAGGAAGACAGAUGAUGGGUCGUACUUUUUUCGGGUGGAGAGAGGAAUUAAGCUAAAACAUUCUUUCAUACAGCAGAAACUCACCGUGCAUGUGACGGCCUUGACCCACACACCUGACAUCCUCAUCCCAGGAACCCUGGAGUCUGGCCGCCCCACAGACCUGACCUGCUCUGUACCCUGGGCCUGUGAGCAGGGCACGCCCCCCCUCUUCUCCUGGACAUCAGCUACUCACCCUUCCCUGGUCCCCAUGACCCACAACUCCUCAGUGCUCACCCUCACCCCACGGCCCCAGGACAAUGGUGCCACCCUGACCUGUGAGGUGACCUUGCUUGGUGCCAGAGUGACCAUGAAGACAAUCCACCUCAAUGUGUCCUACUCUCCACAGAACAUGACUGUAACUUUCCUCCGAGGAAACGACUCAGCACCCAGAGUCCUGGAGGAUGGGUCAUCUGUUGAAGUCAUGGAGGGUGAAUACUUGCGUCUGGUCUGUGAAGCUGACAGCAACCCCCCUGCCCAGUUGAGCUGGACACGAAGGGACUGUAUCCAUAGCUCCCCUAAGCCUGGGGUCCUGGAGCUGCCCAGAGUGCAGGCUGGAGAUGAAGGGAAAUUCUCCUGUCAGGCUGAGAACCCUCAGGGCUCCCUGCACCUCUCUGUGAACCUCCUUCUGCCCAGAGGAAAUCAUGGGCCUUUAACGGGAGUGACGCUGGGGGCCAUCGUGGGAGCAGGCGUCAGCACUUUGCUCUUUCUGUUCUGCAUCAUCGCCAUCAUAGUGAGGUCCUACAGGAAGAAAGCGUUGAGGCAAGCAGCAGACACGGGGGACACAGGCAUGGAGGGUGCAGUUGCCACCACAAGCACAAUCUCUCAGGGUCCCCUGAUUGAACCCGGGACAGGCAGCCUCACAGACCACCCUCCCACAGCUAUGGCUGUCCCUGCCUUGGAGGAAACAGGAGAGAUUCAAUAUGCAACCCUGAGAUUUCAACAGAUGGCGCCUAGGGACCCUCAGGAACGGGAGGAGGUGCCUGAAAAUGAGUACUCUGAGAUCAAGAUUUCCAAGUGAGAACGGUGGAGGUGUGUGGCCCUGGCUUGAGGAACACAGCUCCUGCAAGCAAAGAAGAAAAAAAGAAAAACAGGGGCUGAUUCUUGUAGAAUUAAAAGCCCUCUGGGUGAUGAGUUAGACGCAUAGUGGAAAGAACACUGCCUCUGGACCCAAAGAGUUGUGAGUUCAAAUCCCCACUCUGCUUCUUUACUAAAUAAGUGACAGUAGUCAGAUUCCUGCCUUUCUGUGCUUCCGUUUCCUGCCCUGCAAAAUCAGUGGAGAAGCUUUGCCUGAGAGUGUGUGGUGAGAAUCACAGAAAUAGAAUCCUAUCAGAGCGCCUGGCUCAGUAUGUACGCUGAGUGCCUGGCUGGGUUUCUGGGCUUUGAACAAAAAGUUCCCACCAGGAAGUUCUCCUGACUCUGGAAGUGACCAGCAUCAGUCCCUGGCACACUGAGGUCCCACCCCUUGGAAUGCCCCACCCAGCCUUCAUCCACGUGUGUCUUUGAAAGUGGGGCUCAGGGGGUGAACUUCUGGGUUGAGAUGCAAGUCAAGCAGGAGCUCAUGAUGUUCCCCAUAAAAGACAAACCAAAUGAAUGAGAUGUAUCCAAGCUGAUCGAACAGCCAUCUAAUGAAUCAAACAACACGAUCUGAAAAUUCACCUCCACACGUCCAUAGAUUCAGCCAUCAAGGAGUCCCUGUCUCUCUCUGUGUCCAUCGCUCUCCUUCCCUGCUCCUUUCUUUCCAUCUUUCCUCCUCCCUCCCUCUUUCUUUCCUUCCCUUUUCUUUCUUCAAUUGUAACUGCCAGAGUAAUGAACACAUUUGUUUAUAUACUUUGGGGCACGUCCAUAAAGACAGCUCUGAAAAAAACUUCCCAAAAUAGCAUUAUGGGGUCUGAACUCACUUCACGCUCGUUUAACUUUAUUGAUUCCUGCCCUCCCCCUCCAGAUUAUAAAAGCAAUGUAUGUACUUUGUGAGAAAAACACAUGUUCGAAUAUACAGUAAAGUGUAAAGAGGGAAGUUAAGAGAGAGCACUAUUAAUAAUUAACAUUUUUCCACAA